Xenopus tropicalis (tropical clawed frog) is the source of this 2197-nucleotide messenger RNA. RefSeq names its product phospholamban (gene pln). Gene Ontology annotation, molecular function: ATPase inhibitor activity. Gene Ontology annotation, cellular component: endoplasmic reticulum membrane; sarcoplasmic reticulum membrane; mitochondrial membrane. NCBI's taxonomy places the organism in Eukaryota, Metazoa, Chordata, Amphibia, Anura, Pipidae. The record is from RefSeq and is a predicted model, not a curated record. The transcript has 4 exons. The coding region runs from base 234 to 392 and encodes 52 amino acids. Gene Ontology annotation, biological process: regulation of calcium ion transport.
CCCAGCCCUGCCACUGAGCUCAAGGCAAGCUGCCGAACACUUCCCACUGCAAAACUACUUACUAACAACAAAAUUUCAAUAAGGUCCCUAACUCUCCACUCUACUACUUACCCAGCUUCAAGUGAGGGAGAAGAUUCAGGCCCUUUCUUUUCAACGAACACGGACACAACUUUCUCUCUGUCUGCACUGCACUAUAAUCUGUCACCUGCACCUCUCUGCCCUCUCGUGUAGCCAUGGAGAAGGUCCAGCACAUAACCCGCUCGGCUAUGAGGAGAGCCUCAAACAUUGAGGUCAACCCACAGACCCGGCAAAACCUGCAGGAGCUUUUUGUCAAUUUCUCUCUGAUUCUUAUUUGCCUGUUGCUCAUCUGUAUAAUUGUCAUGCUUCUCUGAGGCUUCCUACUGCGUACAAGAAAGACAGACUAUACAUAUGCCUACUGAAAGGAAUUGGCACUCACCUCUGUAAAGAUGUGGCACUAUUUAUAAGCUUGCACAAUGUAAGAACCUACGUAUUUCUCCAGGAGCUCCAAGAAGGGGCAAAAAUCACAUGGUGGCUCAAGGGUGAAAAACAGAAGAAAAGCCAAAGCAGAACUACACUACGAGUAGGCCAAAGUAUCACAUCAGACAUGGAUCUUGCCAAUAACAGAGGCCUCAACCUGAUGCUAAAUUUCCUGCUAAUUGUGAUGGUGCUACUGCUAAUGUUCAUCAUAGUAAAGCUCCUGUGAGAUCCUUCCUUCAUAUCAUUCUGGGUAAAAGCAACAACUCCAGAGAUAAUAAUGACAAUUGGAAAGAACUGCAAUUCCUUUAUCCCUCAUGGGACAUAAAUACUACAUUUUCCAUUCUGAAAACAACUUGCUUUUUUCACACACUAACUUAAGAGAGAUGUACAUAAUUUUAAGUGAUUUUAAAGAGGAAAAUGGGUGCCACAAAGCAAUUAGUUACCUUUAACACAUUUGCUGGACUGCUUGGAGCACUGUAUAUUUAAAAUUAUUUUAUAAUCAAGUUUUAUACUUGUGUGUGUGUGUGUGUGUGUAUAUAUAUAUAUAUAUAAAAUAUACUGACAGGCACUCUCGACAAACAAAGAUCAAAGAUGCCUGGGUGCAGUACAAAAACGGAGUAAAGUAACAGAAAGUAACUGGCACCACACUCACAGGAUUUAUGAAAAUACAAAGAGGUUUAUUCAGAGUUGUGUCUAACGUUUCGGCUACCACUGCAGCCUUUCUCAAAGUCUUUGUGUCUUGUUUUAUCUAAAACAGUAUUGAACCCACUUGACAGAUGUCAUUAACAACAGUGUUCUAGAACUAGUAAAGUUUGUGCGGAAAAAAAAUAAUACCCAUUUUAUAAUGCCUUAACAUGGCACUUAAAAGUUAAUAUGGUAUAAAAAGAAUGAUGGAAAACUAUUGCUGCCAUGGUGAUAUUAAGGCAUGCCAAUGCAGGCUAAUUGCUUUUAUACAGGCCAUGGAACUACAACAAUAUUAAAAGUCACUAAUGUCCUGUAUAAUUGGUAGUAAGUUGUAGAAUAUUCCAUUAAGCACAGACAUCUAAAAACCUGUAUCUGGCAUAUUGUUCUCCUGUGAAAUAGCCCUGGCAGCAUGGAUACAAAUGGCAAAAGAUUCCCCUUUAGUUUAAUACUACCGGUAAUGAUAUUUUAAUGUUGACAGGUAAAAUGUAGGGUGAAGACAAAAAAAAGGCAGGGAAGUCUGGAACACAUUCCAAGUCUCACUGUCCUAAAUAGAAAUCUUUCAAGACAUAUUUAAGUAAUGAAUUUAAUGUUAAGUUUUGAUGUUGUACACCAGCUCUGUUGCAUACCACUAACACUUUGACCUCGCACCAACUUACCUGUAAGAUGAGUCUUUAAGCACUUUUACACAAUGUAUUUUUUAAAGUAUCAUUCAGUUUUAUGUAAAAGAAUGAACACACAGUUAUUGCAUUAUUUAUUGGACCCAAGAAGGAUUGUCCAUUGUAUCUAUAUGCCCAGCAAAGGCAGCUGUAGAUUAUCCUUGGCAUUUUAACUAAACAUCAGACAUUUUAAAAUUUAAAAAAAUGACUGUACAUUUGAGGUGGCCAAGAAAAAUCAAGUAUGACUACAGAUGGAGUGAUACAGAGACUGGGACAGAUAAACAGAUAGACCAGCAGAUAUUCUGUUCUGCAAAUACACUGUGCCUGUAAAUAAAAAUGUUUUGUAUUUACCCACUGUA